AUUUGUGUUAUUUAGAUGACAGCUGCACAGACUCGGGUCAGUGAGAGAAGCUGCCUACUAACUGAGUAGAGCUCAGGAGCUCCCAGAGGCUAGGAACGUUGCUCCACACCGUGGACAAAAUGGAGAAGCCUGUGUUACUUAGCCAGUCAUCAACAUUGCCCUUCUAUGAUACAUCUCAUGCUUUGAACUUGUUACGUGGUAUUCAUGAGCUGCGGGCAGAGCAGAAAUUUUUUGAUGUGACAUUGUCGGUGGAAGGCAAAGAGUUUCGCUGCCACCGAACCGUGCUAGCUGCAGCCAGUACCUACUUCAGAGCUAUGUUUGCUGGCACACUACGUGAAAGUGCCAUGGACCGUGUGGAGCUCCAUGAAGUAUCUGCAGAACUCUUGGGGCUCCUAGUGGACUUCUGCUACACUGGACGGGUGACAGUAAGCCAUGAAAAUGUGGACGUUUUGCUAAAGGCUGCAGACCUGUUCCAAUUUCCCUCUGUAAAAGAAGCCUGCUGUGCAUUCCUAGAACUACAGCUUGAUGUGUCUAAUUGCCUGGAUAUUCAGGACUUUGCUGAGGCAUAUGCAUGCCGUGGUCUGGCAGAAAGUGCUCAGCGUUUCAUCUUGAAGAAUAUUGUGGAGCUGGCAAAGGGUAAAGAAUUUGAGAAACUACCUAGAAAGCGUAUACUUGAGUACCUGUCAGAUGACCGACUCUGUGUGGACAAAGAGGAAACCGCUUACCAGAUUGCUGUGCGCUGGGUCAAGGCGGACAUCCCCCACAGACUUCACUUUUGGCCUGAACUUUUCCAGCAUAUUAGGCUGCCAUUUAUCCGAAGAUUCUACCUUCUAGCACAUGUGGAGAGUGAUCCACUGGUCUACUUGUCACCUUACUGCUUACAGCUGGUCAGUGAAGCUCGCACAUUUCAGUCAGCAGAAUAUGACCGACACGAUCAUCCAUGUGAGCGCAUGCAACCGCGUCCCUCAACUGGAUUGGCAGAAAUAUUAGUGGUCAUCGGGGGCUGUGAUCAAGACUGUGAUGAACUUGUCACAGUUGACUGUUUCAAUCCACAGACUGGACAGUGGAGGUAUUUGGCAGAGUUUCCAGACCAUUUGGGUGGAGGAUACAGCAUCACGGCUCUAGGAAAUGACAUUUAUGUUACAGGUGGUUCCGAUGGCUCUCGACUCUACGACGGAGUAUGGCGCUACAAUUCAAGUGUAAAUGAAUGGACGGAAGUGUCGCCCAUGCUAAAAGCUCGAGAGUACCAUACUUCUUGUGUGUUGAGGGGCCAAUUAUAUGUGGUUGCUUCGGACAGCACAGAGAGAUAUGAUCAUUCCCUAGACACGUGGGAGGCACUGCGGCCUAUGCUGCAUCCCAUGGACAAUUGCUCUACCACUGCUUGCCAGGGCAAACUCUAUGCCAUUGGAUCUCUGGCUGGAGAAGAGACUAUGGUGGUUCAGUGCUAUGACCCAGAGACUGAUCAAUGGUCCUUGGUGAACUGUGGACAGCUGCCACCAUGGUCCUUUGCACCAAAGACUGUGACUUUAAAUGGCUGUAUCUAUUUUGUCAGGGAUGAUUCAGCAGAAGUGGACACUUACAAUCCCGUCAAGAACCAGUGGGGGAAGAUACCACCCAUGAAACAGGUGCACGUAGGUGGCAGUGUAGCCGCUCUGGGUGGAAAGCUGUUUGUUUCCGGGGGUUACGACAACACUUUCGAACUGUCAGAUGUGGUGGAAGCCUAUGAUCCAAUUUCUCACACAUGGACCCAUGCAGCCCGGCUUCCUCAGCCUACUUUCUGGCAUGGUAGUGUCAGCAUUUUCCGUCAAUUCAUGCCACUUGUGGCCAGCGGCUUUGAGUCCGUUCUAGACCAUGGCAGUCGAGGCAUACAGUUAAACAGAAACCACCUGAAUCGUGCCCAGUAGCCUGCAAGCUGCGUCUGCAUCUUCAGCCAUGUGGAACUUUUAUCUCCGGCUGGAAAGUGGCAUCUCAAGCGACUCACCUUUCCAUUAAGCUGUCUUGACAUUUGCUGCUGAGCUUUAUUGAACUUCUACAGUAGUAAUAUUUAAGGCAUUAUUUAUGUAUUUAAGGGUAGUAUGGAGCCUAAUAUUGGCUGUGCUUACUGUUAAAUCAUUUUGUUUUUGAGCUUUCAUGGCUGCUAUAGAUAACUGGUUUAAAUUGUUUUCCACCACGGAAAGUUCUGCCUUCAAUGACACCUUUUGUCCCAUAUCUGCUCCUUCUUUCACUGGAGCAUCUAUCAGUUGUGUCUUAUUUAACCCUUAACUACUUGCACCAUGUCCUUUAUGCACCAGUGUUUAAAAUGGCUAUUUAUAUGCAUGCUGUGAGGUUGUAAUAUAAAAUAGUACAAUCAUUUUAAAUUGUACACGAUUUUAA
Messenger RNA from Polypterus senegalus (gray bichir), 2373 nucleotides. It is a transcript of the gene klhl21, whose product is annotated as kelch-like family member 21. Gene Ontology annotation, biological process: protein ubiquitination. Gene Ontology annotation, molecular function: protein binding. The record is from RefSeq and is a predicted model, not a curated record. NCBI's taxonomy places the organism in Eukaryota, Metazoa, Chordata, Cladistia, Polypteriformes, Polypteridae. The transcript has 5 exons. Bases 120 to 1904 code for a protein of 594 amino acids.